Messenger RNA from Scaptodrosophila lebanonensis, 878 nucleotides. RefSeq lists its product as uncharacterized. Gene Ontology annotation, cellular component: extracellular region. The record is from RefSeq and is a predicted model, not a curated record. The transcript is spliced from 6 exons. The coding region runs from base 214 to 771 and encodes 185 amino acids. Gene Ontology annotation, biological process: mesoderm morphogenesis. NCBI's taxonomy places the organism in Eukaryota, Metazoa, Arthropoda, Insecta, Diptera, Drosophilidae. Gene Ontology annotation, molecular function: heparin binding; growth factor activity.
UUGAUUAAAAUCUGCCAACAUUCGCUAGGCCAGCAGCCAAGUGUUCAAUCUGAAACUUUACCAACUGCUCAGUUGUGUUUGUGUGUGUGUGUCCUGUGUGCGCACUGUGUGUGUAUAACGACAGAAAGGAUAAAAGCACUAGCUUCAUUGGCUUCUUGCUCCAUUAGCUGAGGCAAGCACCAACGAGUAAAGGGCGACUACAACAGUUACAAAAUGAGACCUAAUUCCACCAAGCUGCUGCUGGCAGUGCUCAUGUCAUGGUCGGCGGUAGUCUCCUGCACAGUGAGCGCCACCACAGAGGUUCAAGAGACGCCCCUAGCACUGCCCGUUGCCGAACAGACUCAGCCCAGGACAAUCCUACAGGGUGAGGUCUGGCAGGAAGAUGAGCACGAGGUGUUAAUACGUAACGAACGUGGAACGAAGAGCGAUGGUCUUUCUUGCCGUUAUGGCAAAAAUCCAUGGACUGAGUGCGAUACCAAAACUAAUACGCGUUCGCGAACGUUGACACUCAAAAAGGGGGACCCGGCUUGCGAUCAGACCCGCACCAUACAAAAGAAAUGCAAAAAAGCCUGUCGUUAUGAAAAGGGUUCUUGGUCUGAGUGCGCAACUGGACAAAUGACACGGGCGGAUAAACUAAAGGCAACCAGCGAUCCCUCAUGCGAAGCAACACGUGUCAUCAAGAAGAAUUGCAAGCCAGGCAAGUCCAAGGAUAAGAGUGCUAAGGAACAGCGCAAGAACAAGGACAAAGCUGCUCGCAAAGGACGCGCUUAAGUAUUUUACACACCAAUUACUAAAAUCUCAAUAAUUUGUAAUGCCCAACGUUAGUUUUUAUAUUUUUCUGCUAGCCCACACUAAUUUUUUGGAGACCCCACUAUUUG